CAGAUAUUUUUCCUGAAAAUGUUCUUUUUCAAUUUACUUUUCUUGUAAAUGUAGUUCCUGUAAAAUUUAAGGAUUGGUUAAUCAGCAUGAAGAUAUUUCGGGGUCCAUAUCAGAAUAUUGAAAAUACUGAAACUCAACAGGAUAAGAAUGUGUUGAGGUUUCUCUGCUUUUCUCUUGGGCUGACCUGGGUUUGGAUGAUUAUACUCUUUAUAAUCUCCUUCAACCUUUACUCUAACUUUCCCAGAGAUGAAUCCCUUACCAAGGAAGGCGAACAAAAACUGAAAGACUUUAUCACCUUUACCAUCAACCGAGAAAUGGCAGUUGGAAGUUUAAAAUCUAUUCAAUCGUAUUCAGUUUCCUCUGAGACUCGAGGUGCAGUGAGAUCAAUAGAGUUUUAUAACCUUCUUCAAACCUUGGAGGUGGAUUCUGAAGGGUGUAUAAAAUAUUGGAAAUCAAUCAAGUCUACUGCAGCUCCAAGCAAUUAUUUGUUGAAGGAAGGUCUCGACUUUCGUCUUUCAUCGAAUGGUUCAAAGAUAACUAUUUUGACGGGAGGACUGUUCUCCAUCUACGUUCAGACACAGUGGGAAUUACAAAAGAAUGAAACCGGAGAAUUGAAUCUCGUGAUAACAAGAGGUUUAAACAAUUCUCAAUCCAAGAUUUUUAGCUGUACAUUAGGAAUAAAAAGAACAGCAGGUUUGGACAAGAAGACCUGUUAUACGGAAACAGUUCAAUAUUUGAGUUCCAACCAACAAAUUUGGAUUUCUACAACUAAUUAUAAAAAGAAUAUUCUUGGUGACCAAAAUAAAACUUUCUUGGGAUUAGUUCGUUUAAACUAAUGUAAAAAUAUGCAAUUAUAAAUAAACGUUGAAAAAACA
Messenger RNA from Eurytemora carolleeae, 875 nucleotides. RefSeq lists its product as uncharacterized. The transcript has 10 exons. The record is from RefSeq and is a predicted model, not a curated record. Gene Ontology annotation, molecular function: tumor necrosis factor receptor binding. Lineage: Eukaryota; Metazoa; Arthropoda; Copepoda; Calanoida; Temoridae. Bases 87 to 836 code for a protein of 249 amino acids. Gene Ontology annotation, biological process: immune response. Gene Ontology annotation, cellular component: membrane.